UCCUCUCUCUUUAAGAAAGUACAUACCUUGCAUGAAAGUCUAGGUAAAUAUCCCAAAUUUCUCACAAUUCAUUUUUUGGGUCGGAAUUUUAAUUACUUCCACGGUUGAAUGAAACGUGAAACUCUUAACAUCCACAAACAUAUGGGGAGGGAUUGACGGGAGCUGCGAAAUAAUUGCGAUUAUCAUCCGGUGCAAGAGUGCAGGAAACUGAAGAUCUGCUGGAUUCAAGAAGAAGGGCCUGGAUAUCUUCAGGGUUUGUAUAUUGGUUUUGGGAAAAAUUAUGAUUGAGAAAUAAGCAUACAUAUAUAGCUAGCUAGGCCAUGGCUGAUGAUGAGAAGAUGAUUAAUGAAGGAGAUGAUAGUUACAGUACAGAACCGGCGGCAGACAACACAUUAUCAGAUUCCUAUGAUCAUGAGAAUUCGUCCAUCGACUUGAACGAAGAAGCCAGUAGCAACUAUCCCAUGAAUGAGGUUUCGGGCAUCAGCAUUCAGGACGGUGAAGUAGUAACAAAAGACGAGAGAUCGGGCGACAGCUCCAAGUCAGGACAAGGUGGGAAUAAUAAUGAGAAGAAAACUAGUGUUCGCCAGUAUAUUCGAUCCAAAAUGCCAAGGCUUCGGUGGACUCCUGACCUUCAUCUUUCGUUUGUUCAUGCUAUUGAGAGAUUAGGUGGGCAAGAAAGAGCCACUCCUAAAGCAGUGCUUCAAUUGAUGAAUGUGAGAGGACUCAGCAUCUCCCACGUCAAAAGUCACCUACAGAUGUACAGAAGUAAGAAACUCGAUGAAUCCGGAAAAGUAAUAGGGCAAGCGAAUAGGCUUUACUUCCAUGGCAGAAACUACCUCCCCGGAACCGGAACUGCUUACAACAAAUGCAGCCCACUUCAUCAUCAAUUGAGAUUAGAGAAUGGUGGUAUUGUUUUUGCAAGGAAUUCUAAUCAGGUUGAUUGCACCUCCAAUUUUUCACAAAACCCUCAAUCCCAUCUAUCUUCCAGAUAUCAGCAGUGGUCGUCUUCUUACCGUCAAGAACCCAAAUUUAGGCCUCACUCCAGACUGAUUUCAGAUCUAGAGAAGCGAAAGACGACUAUUCCUAGCCGUAUUCAUGCCAUGCAAGAAAGCUACCACAACGCCAGCCCCCUCAGGCCGAACCAAUUUCUUGAAGGAAGAAGAUGGCCUCCACCAGACCUCAUCCCAAACCUAUCUAAAGACAAAUCAGAAACCCCUAUUUCCAACAUUUGUUCAACUACUUUAAGACCACAAUCUCGCUGGAAUAUUUGCAUUGACGGCACCAGGACUAUUCCAAACAAAUCGACUACCCUAUUUCAUAACUCUAAGUCAUCAACUCUUGAACAUCCAUUGAGGCUCCAGAUGACGAAUGAGGAAAAGAAAAUCAAUUGCAAAGAUCACAGCUGGUUACCGGCUGAUUUACAACUGAGUUUGAGCAUCGGCCUAAGCAAUAACAACGAUAAGACGGAUUGCAGUAAAGGCGAGGACCGGGACAUCAACACAAAGCUUUCUCUUGCUUUAACCCCCCAUUCAUCAACUGCAACCUAGCUAGGAAAUUAAGCAAAGAUUGAUUAACUUAUAUUAGUAGCGGAUAUUACAUGUUAGGUACCCACACAUACUCACACUUUGUUAACUAGAGCAUUGAGACAAAAGGCUGAGUACUUAAGAUCUGACCCUGUAUGCUUGAGAUAGAGCAUAGGAGUGAGAUCUUUAUAGUACUUGGUCUUCACACAGACAAUAUAUAUUAUAUAUUAGAAGAUGGAUGGAUAAACAGAGUUUCUCAUGUUGUAAUAUUAUUUCUCUGUUGUAUUUGACAAGUUUUUGUUUCCAGAUUGCUGCAGUCUUGCAUGGAAACAUAUAGAUGCUG
Messenger RNA from Sesamum indicum (sesame), 1866 nucleotides. RefSeq lists its product as uncharacterized. The record is from RefSeq and is a predicted model, not a curated record. Gene Ontology annotation, molecular function: DNA-binding transcription factor activity; DNA binding. Lineage: Eukaryota; Viridiplantae; Streptophyta; Magnoliopsida; Lamiales; Pedaliaceae.